AUGUUUUCCCCUGCUGCUGGUGGUGGUAAUAAUCCGAAUCGCGUGCCUGAUCCACGCGAAGAAAUUCUAUUGGAAACAAAUUUCGAAGAUGAUGGUGUACUAACGCGUGCCUACAAUGCUAGACCACUCAUUGGAAGCUGUAAUCGGCGUAGAGCACAUCGUUCCGAAUUAUCCAUUGAUCGUUAUACAGAACGUGAUGGUGGUGAAGGUGAUUGCUGCCAAUCAUGUAUGGCAAGAAUACCCUAUGCUACCCUAAUAGCCACUCUUAUGUGUCUAUUGGGCGUUGGCAUAUUCUGCGGCACCAUGUACAGGGGAGCUUCAUUAACUGUAAUUAUGAUGGAUCAAGUAUUCCAUUUAAGACUGAUAUGGAUUGAAACAGUUCGCAUGAUUUUUAUUAUAAUUGGCGGUACAAUGGCUACCUUGGGAUUCAUGAUAUUAUUUGUUGGAUUUCUGGCAACUGGCGCUACACGCUAUAAAGUUUAUCGAGCCUGGGGCACGCGUGUUGGUGGUCGUAUAUCCUGUGCAGUGGUAUGUAUUUCGAAAUCCUACAAAAUUGAAUUUAAGAUAGAAAAAAAGGAAGAUCUUCACCGACUGCAUUUGUACUAG
Messenger RNA from Musca vetustissima, 606 nucleotides. Its product is annotated as proteolipid protein DM alpha-like. Lineage: Eukaryota; Metazoa; Arthropoda; Insecta; Diptera; Muscidae. Bases 1 to 606 code for a protein of 201 amino acids. The transcript is spliced from 3 exons. Gene Ontology annotation, cellular component: plasma membrane. Gene Ontology annotation, biological process: neuron projection development. The record is from RefSeq and is a predicted model, not a curated record.